CGUUGCCGUUAUUCGCAUCGGAAUCACUUCCUCGGCGGGCAGCUUCCCGAUACCAAAAGCUCAACGAUGGGGGACAGUGUCGAGGACUCAGCCGUGAACGACUUCCUUCAGAUUCUCGAGGAGCACCGAAAGAACUGCGAGAAGCAGGGCAAAUACGUGGAGGCUGAAAUUGCCAAGAACCGCCUGGACGAGCUCAAGGUCCAUGAAGAGAAUCGGCGAAAGGAAGCGAUGCGGUCGCGGCAGAUCGCAGAGCGCCUCGGCGUUGAAGAGGCACACAUGCUCGAGUUCCAGCAGUUUAAUUUGGUCUGGGACCGCAAGAUGGAAGAGUACGAACGGAAUGUGGACGAGCUCGUAGCAUCGAUGCGGGAGCGCCACCAAGGCGAGUUGCUCGACUUUCAGCAGAAAUUGCUCGAGAAACAAACGAAACCCAAGUUUUCUAAAGAGCUUCUGAACCUGCGCAAGAUCGAGGAGCACCUGGCCCGGCAAAAGGACUACGCCGAAGCCCACAAAAUGAAACUAAAAUCGGAUGCGCUCGAAGCGUGGGAGAUGGAAAAGUGGCGGAACUCCAAGCAGCAGGAGAUGUUUCAGAGAGAAAUCAAGUUCAAGCAGCGCCAGCGCCAGGAACUAGAAGCCCUCCAGAAACGGAUCCAAUCCGGUCGUGAAGAACAGAAGAAGCAGCGCCAGCUCGAUCUCGAGCGCCUCUUGCAGCGCUAUCAGAACGUCAAAGCUGAACUGCAACAGCAGCAAAACUUGGAGCGCAUUCGUAUCGAGAAGUUCUCCCUCACGGCAACCCAGCGCGUGACUAUGAAGGUGUAAGGCGGCGCCACGAACAGAGAGCAGGCACCCAAGGGCGUGUGCUUGAGACCAGACAACGCCACUAGUACCACCAACCAGCGUAUAUAUAUAGCGUUCAUGUAACAGCUUCCCUUGUGUCAUCGAUUGUCACUGCACGCGUGCUGUCGCGGAGUCCAUGACGUUAGUCCCGCCGCACACUCUUGAACGCUUUCUUGUUCUGGAUGAACAUGUAUGCCAGUGGAACGACCACACCGCUCAUCAUGAUCAAGAAGCCGACCCAGUACGAGCUUGAGAAGUAGCUCACAUUCGCGAGGCCGCCGCCGCGAGGACCUUGCGCUUCAUCGUCGGUCAUCGUCAAGUGCAGUUGGAGUGAUGUUUAAAGAAUUGGGAUUGGGUGUUUAAAAC
Molecule: messenger RNA, 1200 nt
Organism: Aphanomyces invadans
Lineage: Eukaryota; Oomycota; Saprolegniomycetes; Saprolegniales; Verrucalvaceae
Exons: 2
Coding region: 67-816 (249 amino acids)
Source: RefSeq, a predicted model, not a curated record